Anguilla rostrata (American eel) is the source of this 1116-nucleotide messenger RNA. RefSeq names its product dynactin subunit 3-like. Gene Ontology annotation, biological process: cytoskeleton-dependent cytokinesis. The record is from RefSeq and is a predicted model, not a curated record. Gene Ontology annotation, cellular component: dynactin complex. The coding region runs from base 71 to 631 and encodes 186 amino acids. NCBI's taxonomy places the organism in Eukaryota, Metazoa, Chordata, Actinopteri, Anguilliformes, Anguillidae. The transcript has 7 exons.
AAUUCUGUGCUCCACAGUCCACUGCACAGUUAUGUGAUCCACACUCUUUUCAUUUUUUCUGUGUGGAAAGAUGGAGGGAGUAAAUAACAUCGAGGAUUUCGAGUCACGGCUUCUGGAGCUAGAAAAACGUGUGUAUGGAGAAAGGGGAAGCCGGAACAAACAAGUGAAGUGUGCUGAUUCUCUUGUGAAGAUCCAAACAGCGCUGGGAAGCACUGCCAACAAGAGAGAGCGCAUAAAAAUCCUGCACAAAAAGAUUGAAGACCUGAUGAAGUAUCUUGACCCUAAAUUCACAGAGCACAUUGCUGUUUCUGAUCACAUGAAACUGGAGUUUAUUUUAGCCGAGGACGAGUUCCUGCUAUCUCAGGCUGCGCUGCUGGAACAAGUUAGCAGUCUGCUGCCAGUCCUUGACAGCAGCUACAUCAAAGCUGUUGCUGAGCAUGUAACAAAACUGCAGCACCUGUCACAAAUACACAUAACACAGCAGGACAAAAGUGAGGCGCUGUCAGCCAAGGCCAGCAAACAAUUAGAAGAUUACAACAAGAUGAUGUUAUUGCUCUCCAAGCAAUUUUCCCAUUGGGACGAGACACUUCGACAGCUGGAGGAAGCCAAGCAAGUCAAAGCAGUGGACUAGUGGCGUCGCUGUGUGGCCUCAUUUACCAUUUACCAUUUGCCUCGUACGGCAACAUCACUGCACCGUCUUCAGACGGCCCCUCACUCACCGCAUGGCUGUAUAUGGGACCUAUACUGCUGUUGCCUUUCCCACUCCAAAAAAAAUUAUUUCUCAAAUAUUUUUUUAUAUAUGAAAAUAAAUCACCUGGGGCAGUAAAAUGGUCACACAGUUCAGUGUUGGUCCAUGCGGACAGCUGUCUAUAUCGUCCCAGUUCUGUUCCAAGCAUGAGGACUCAUUUAUGUUAGUAUUGUAACCAAAUUGAAGCAAUGGUUGGGCAUAUGUUGAUUAUAUUACACAAUGAAUGUGUCUGUGUAGAAGUAAGAGAGGUAAAUGGAAGUGAUCUGCUGUGACAUUGGGAUUGGAAGCUGCUUUUUUAUAUUUCCAGAACCUGAAAACAAUAAACUUAAGCUAUUAAAGAUGUCUAACAUCAAAUAAAAGUCUAGUAA